AUGCAAGCAAUUGGAGAAUAUCCUGUAGAGUGUGAGGAUUAUGAAAUAGAGAUGAUUUUAUUUGCACUGGCUAAUUUAAAUGAAAGAGACCCAGAAUCGCAAACUUUUUUAAAAAAGAUAAUUUCUAUUCUGUUGGAGAUAAAAGUUUCUACUUCUACGUAUUUAACUAUUCUUAACAAAGUUGUUGUGUCGAAUAAAUGUCUACUCAAAAUAUCUUUAGUGGGAGUUCCUCAAAGUAUGCCCCAAGAAGUUUUAAAUGAUGAAAACGCGAUUAUUCAAAUAUUAAUUAAUGAUUACAAUGGUGAAAAAUGCAAUUUUAUUAUGAAAAUUAUUUUUCCUUAUCGUAAUUCAAGAUUAGCAUAUUUAAAGAAUACUAUUCGUCCUCAUGAAUCAUUAAUUUUUGUAGUUGGACAAAUUGCUAAAGAGAAAGAAGAAUCAUUUACAUCAAAUUCGAAUGAUGCUCACAACAAACCUGAACUUAAUUCAUCUGAUAAUUUACCUUUACAAAAACGUGUACAAAUUGAAGAUGUCAAAGAUGAACAAUCAGAUCAUAAGUCCUAUGCAGAUGAGACAAAUACUUUAAUUGAUUUUGAACAGGAAGAAGGAGAACCAAGUAACAGUUACCAAGAAAAUAGUUUACAAGGUUGUAAAGGCUUCAUGGCUACGCUAGUAGUGCAAGGACUUGUUGUUUGGCUUCACGACUGCAGUAGCAGUGCAAGGACUUAUGUUGUAUUUGGCUCCACAGCUGCAAAUAGCAGUACAAGGACCAUAAUAUGA
Messenger RNA from Scutellospora calospora, 777 nucleotides. Lineage: Eukaryota; Fungi; Glomeromycota; Glomeromycetes; Diversisporales; Gigasporaceae. The record is from the annotation of a GenBank genome assembly.